AUGGGCGGCGGCGAUGGCGGCGGCGGUGCCACCGCGAGGAAUUUCCUCGCAGGAUCGGAGGAGGACGACGCCACGCCGGAACCCGGCCAGGCGAAUCCCUGAGCCUCCGACGACGCCACGAACGCUUCCAUCAUCGAGCUGCUCUCAUCCGUCCACAGAUUCAUCGAACGAAUCGGCGCCACCCGCAGGUGGCGUGCAGCGACGCCGCUUGCCGGAAGGUGGCGGCGGAGGAGGAGGAGGAGGAGGAGGCGGCGGCGGCGGCGAUUGGAGAGAGCAAGAAGGGGAAAGCAGCCAACGCCGUGGUGAUGGUGGUGGUGGUGACGGCGGUGGCGUAAGACGAUAG
This is a messenger RNA of Spirodela intermedia, 343 nucleotides long. Lineage: Eukaryota; Viridiplantae; Streptophyta; Magnoliopsida; Alismatales; Araceae. The record is from the annotation of a GenBank genome assembly.